Messenger RNA from Megalobrama amblycephala (Wuchang bream), 1427 nucleotides. RefSeq names its product nuclear mitotic apparatus protein 1-like. The record is from RefSeq and is a predicted model, not a curated record. Gene Ontology annotation, molecular function: microtubule binding. Gene Ontology annotation, cellular component: spindle pole; centrosome; spindle microtubule. Gene Ontology annotation, biological process: establishment of mitotic spindle orientation. Bases 103 to 1122 code for a protein of 339 amino acids. Lineage: Eukaryota; Metazoa; Chordata; Actinopteri; Cypriniformes; Xenocyprididae. The transcript has 13 exons.
AACCACAUGUCCGCGCGCCCGUGAAGCUUUUGAAACUGUCAUUCGUUCGCUUUUCACAUUUUAAGGAGGCAAAAAGUUGUAAAAUACCCAACAUAUUUAACCAUGUCUAUCAUGGAGUUGAAUGGGGUUAAGGAAGCAGCACUGUUGUCAUGGAUCAACAGUGUGUGUCCUGAGGAGCCUAUUAACAAAAUCACCCAGAUGAUGGACGGUCAUCGACUCCUUAAGCUUGCCUACAGAGUACAAGGGAAAGAGUCCCAUGAUGGUUUAUUUUUGUCACCAUCUCCUAAUAUGAUGGAAAUGCUCUUCAGCAUACUGCAGGAUGACUUUCAGUUCAGCCCAAGACAAGCAUCCCUCAUGUUACAGAAAAUCAGUCAGGGAAUCGAGCUGGAACUUCAGAUCGCCAAGGUGGUGCUUGUUCUGUGUUACUGUGGUUUUACGAAGUACAACAUGGUACCUUUGGACGUAAAGACAGGGUUGAUGAUCGCAUCCAUGUUUCGUUUUGUAGAAGAUGAUGCUGAUGGUCUGUCAUUAGACGAUGAACUAAAUAAAUUUCUCACCAAAGCCCCUGAUGUGACCUUCUCCACCUCCAGCUGUGGGAGCAGCUGUUGGUCGCCUUUGUACACCGAUGACGAUAAGUCUCCGUUCAUCAAGAGCGUCCAAAAACCCGCCAGAUUUCAGUUUCUUGACACGAUGGCCUGCAGCUUGGUCAGCUCUCCAGUGCAGGAUGUAUUGAGCACACCACAAUUGUUGAAAAGACUCAGAAAAGAACUGGCACAUGGGCGAGACAUGAAAGAUGCGCUGGAGAAAGAACUGGCCAAUCAGAUCAACAUAAUCUCAGAAAAAGAGGGUCUGAUUAUCCAGCUGCAGCAUAGGGUGGACCGAAUGCUGAGAGAACAACGAGAACUGGAGAAAGACCAUAAAGAUGCUCUGCUGGAGCUGCAGGAGAAGAACGAGAGUCUUCUCAACAGAGUGCAUGAGGUUUUGAAGCAGUGCCAAGAUUUAAAAACCGAAAAUCGCCAGAAAGAGAAAAAAAUGCAUGAACUCAAUGGAGGAGAACCAAACUUUCUCUGCUCAGCUGGCGAGAGCCGAGGAGGAAGUUACCAAACUCACGAUGGCUCAUGAAACGUCACAGGCCGAGUGGAGGAGCAGAAAGGAGUUUCUCGAGCACGAGUUGAACAAGGCCGUCAAACACAAGGCUUUGAACAAAAUCGAGAGCCUUCAAACUGAAGAAAAAGUUCAGGAGCUUGAGAAGAUCAUCAGGGAACUUCAGGCCAGGAUUUCAGCUCUUUCCUCAGAGAGUGACACUCAAAUAAGUGCUAUUAAAACUGAGAUGAAGAAUCAACAGCUGAAGUCUGAUAGGCUUAGAGCUCAGCUGGAGCUGAAGCUGGAAAAACAAAAGACCGGCAUUCUCACUCUUAAAAAUCUUG